Molecule: messenger RNA, 1609 nt
Organism: Triticum aestivum (bread wheat)
Lineage: Eukaryota; Viridiplantae; Streptophyta; Magnoliopsida; Poales; Poaceae
Exons: 3
Coding region: 125-1291 (388 amino acids)
Source: RefSeq, a predicted model, not a curated record
UCUACACAUCCCGUAAUUAUCUGAUCAUGCAACAAUUGUCUAUUAGCAUAUACACAUCCCGUAAUUAUCUCAAGAAUCACUCACACUCACAGCCCGCACCAACUGAGCACAGCCGGAGGGCCAGAUGACGACGGCCAGCUUUCUCCGCCGCCUCCUCCGCAGAUCGCCGCCGGCGCCAGAGCAGAAAGGCAAAGAUCCCCUCGUAUGCAGGCCCCCCUUCCUCCCGCGCGCCUCCGUGGUAUGCACUUGCUUGCGCCGCCGCGGCCCUCCCCUCCUCGGUUUCUUCAUCGACCACGUCGGCGACAGCAUCACCUUCGAGCCAGCUCCGGGCGCGCCCUACCGCCUCCCCCGCGGACUCUUCUCCUUGGAGCUCGACGGCUGCUACAUGACCCUAGGAUGGCGCCACGGCCUCGGGCUCUUCUUCCACAAGAUCCGGUUCGAGGUCCUGGUGUGGGAUCCCGUCGCCGGCCACCAGCACCUCCUGGCCGUUCCCCCGGAUUUCGAGUUCCAGGGGGCCAAGGGUGAUAUCAGCGGGGCGGUGCUUCGCGCCGCCGGAGACGUCGGCCACUUCCGGGUGGUCUUGGUAGGCAGCAACGGGAAGCAGCCUAGGACAGGGCUCGCCUGCGUUUACUCGUCGGAGACCGGCGUGUGGGGUGACUGCGUCUCAACGCCGCUUCCAUCCGAGGGUUUGUUCAUUUUCAGGUCCAACCCCGCUGUGCUGGCAGGGGAUUGCCUUCACUGGUCGCUUACCAUGGCGGGUUCGAGAAGUAUCCUCAAGUUUGAUUUGAACAGGAAGAGCCUAGAUCUGAGGCUGCUGCCGGGGGAUUAUUAUACCCCGCUCAGUCCUGUCAAAUUCGCGGUUAUGCGAGCAGAGGGUGGUGAGAUGGGUUUCCUCUUCUUAUACGGCUUUAUCGCCCAAUUAUGGAGUCUGAAGCCCUACCGCGAUGGUGUCGAAAUAUGGACGCCAGGGAGAAGUAUUGAACUGGACAAGUUACUUGGGCUAAAUCCAGAGAAAGAUCCCCCACAGGUGAUAGGGUAUGCCGAGGAAAACAAUGUGGUGUUCUUCUGGACAGUUGUUGGUGUCUUCAUGGUCCAUCUCGAGUCAUGGCGGUUCAACAAGCUCUCUAAGACUAGCAUCCAUUCUUGGUACCAUCCAUUUGAAAUUGCCUAUACUCCAGGCAUUGCUGGUGGACACGAUGGAGCUAAAGUUGUGACUUGUGAGCCGUUGGUGGAUGACACGAUGGGCACGACGACACACAAAACAAUUGUUCAGUUAGAUAUGCUAUUGUGAUGUAUCGGUUGAGCAGGUCAGCGGCAUGAUGCUUGGAGUGUGCUUCUAGAGAGUUGGACUGGGAGAGACUUUGUACAGGACUUGUGAAGACUCAUUUGUAGGUGUUCUCACCAUGCAUCUUGGUUGUGUUACUAUAUAUGAUAUGGCUGUCAGACAUAUCAGUAUACCCAUGGAAGCGGUAGAUAUAUUGCACGGACAUAUGUGUUCUUAUGGCAGUGUUCAUCAUAUUUUCCAUAUGUAUCUACGGCUUGGUUGAACAGCGAAUUUGUAUGCAAACAUCUGGGAAUAUAUGUGGUGAUUAGUAGUACUAGUACUUUA